UGAGGCCUCGUCGCGAGAAUUCUAGGUAAUUCCAAAAACUCCACAUCCCCACCCCCCGCAUAUUUCUCUCCGUGGCCCUGCAUCUCAUGUCGAGUCUGCAGCUGCCACACCGCAAUGACCCAACCUAUUCUUGGAGAAUCUAACAGCGACUUUGACCACAAUGCCCCCGGCGAGCCCCUGGUCUCCGAUGAAAUCGCCUUGCCUUUUCCCAUUUUGUGCGCAAGGAUACAUGAGCGCGUAACUGCCUUUUUGAAAGAGAAGAAUGUCUCGUCAAGGGUCCAGAGCGUGCAGGAGCAGACGCGCAUUUCGCUGGGCGUGAUUGCAGAGGCAUUGGAGCGGUUCAGUCUGCCGGAGAUCUCGCUCUCCUAUAACGGCGGCAAAGACUGCCUCGUCCUCCUUAUCCUCUACCUCUGCGCCCUGCACACUGCCGGCCUGACCCGCUCUACCCCAAACAACUUUGAGUCUAACCACCACGAGCCCAUCCAGUGUGUCUACAUCCAAUCUGCGCAUCCUUUCACAGAGGUGGAAGAAUUUGUAGCAUCGAGCGUGAAAACAUACUCUCUUUCCCUGGUCGAAUAUGCCAAACCCAUGAAAGCCGCAUUCGCUGACUAUCUGCACGACACUCCUUCAGUAAAAGCCAUAUUUGUAGGCACCAGGCGAACUGAUCCGCAUGGCGAGCAUUUGAAGCAUUUUGAUCCGACCGACCAUGGGUGGCCCAAGUUUAUGCGCAUACACCCUGUUAUAGACUGGCAUUAUGUAGAUAUUUGGACGUUCAUCCGUCAGCUUAAAAUACCCUACUGUGUUCUUUACGACCGUGGAUACACCUCCCUAGGAGGUACAACGGACACUCAUCCUAAUCCCGCCCUCCUCUGCCAACCAACCACACCACACCUUCCGAAGACAAAUAAUUCGAAUGGUGCAACGAAUGGAACAAUCAACGGGUCUAGUACGCCGAAGUUCCGACCAGCCUAUGAGCUGAUGGACGAUUACGAGGAACGACUAGGCCGAGACAAAUGAGGAAGCUUGCGAUAUCCUGUACAUGUAGCAAGUUUAGACGGCCUAGAAUGGUAAACAAAACCCAUUGUCAACGCGCAUAUCGGCGUAUUUGGAGUUUGAUGAUAGCACGUCUUUGGCGCUAGCAUAUUAGAAGGCUCGUAGA
Lindgomyces ingoldianus is the source of this 1159-nucleotide messenger RNA. RefSeq names its product adenine nucleotide alpha hydrolases-like protein. The coding region runs from base 115 to 1017 and encodes 300 amino acids. Gene Ontology annotation, biological process: FAD biosynthetic process. Lineage: Eukaryota; Fungi; Ascomycota; Dothideomycetes; Pleosporales; Lindgomycetaceae. The record is from RefSeq and is a predicted model, not a curated record. Gene Ontology annotation, molecular function: FMN adenylyltransferase activity. The transcript is spliced from 3 exons.